AUGGCCGCCGAGGGCGCGGGCACGAUCACGGCCGUCAAGGCCUGCGAGAUCCUCGACUCGCGGGGCAACCCGACGGUCGAGGUGGAGAUGUUCACGUCGCUGGGCAUGUUCCGCGCGUCCGUGCCCUCCGGCGCGUCGACGGGCGUGCACGAGGCCUGCGAGCUGCGCGACGGCGACAAGGGCCGCUACCUCGGCAAGGGGUGCCUCCAGGCGGUCAAGAACGUGAACGAGGUCCUGGGCCCGGCGGUCUGCGGCAUGGACGCGGCGGACCAGCGCGCCAUCGACAACCUCUGCAUCGACCUCGACGGCACGCCGAACAAGGCGAACCUCGGCGCGAACGCGAUCCUCGGCGUGUCGCUCGCGGCGGCCAAGGCGGGCGCGGCGGCCAAGGGCGUGCCGCUCUACAAGCACAUCGCGGACCUCGCGGGCAACAGCGAGGCCAACGUGCUGCCCGUGCCGGCCUUCAACGUCAUCAACGGCGGCUCCCACGCGGGCAACAAGCUCGCGUUCCAGGAGUACUUCAUCAUCCCCACGGGCGCGAGCUCCUUCUCCGAGGGCCUCCGCGUGGGCACGGAGUGCUACCACGCGCUCAAGAAGAUCAUCAAGGACAAGUUCGGCGGCGACGCGACGCUCAUCGGCGACGAGGGCGGCUUCGCGCCGCCCUGCGACGCGCGGGAAGGCGUCGAGCUCGUCAUGGAGGCGAUCACGGCCGCGGGCUACGAGGGCAUGUGCGAGAUCGGCAUGGACGUCGCCGCGUCCGAGUUCAAGGUCGACGGCGAGGACUGCUACGACCUCGGCACCUUCUACCCCGCGGACGAGCGCGACGACCCGAAGCUCAAGAUGACCGCGGCCGAGCUCGCGGACUUCUACGCGGACCUCUGCGCCGAGUACCCCAUCGUCACCAUCGAGGACGCCUUCGACCAGGACGACUGGGCCGCCUGGACCAACUUCUCGCCCAAGGUCCGCGCGACGGUCCAGUCCGUCGGCGACGACAUCACCGUCACGAACCCGUCGCGCAUCAAGCGCGCCAUCGAGGAGGACGCCUGCAACGCGCUCCUCCUCAAGGUCAACCAGAUCGGCUCCGUCUCCGAGUCCAUCGACGCCGUCAAGAUGUCCAAGCAGGCGGGCUGGGGCAUCAUGACGAGCCACCGGUCCGGCGAGACGGAGGACACGUACAUCGCCGACAUCGCCGUGGGCCUCUGCACGGGCCAGAUCAAGACGGGCGCGCCCUGCCGCAGCGAGCGCCUCGCCAAGUACAACCAGCUCCUCCGCAUCGAGUCCGAGCUCGGCGACGACGCCGUCUACGCGGGCAAGACGUGGCGCGCGCCCAAGUGGAUGGGCGAGUGA
Aureococcus anophagefferens is the source of this 1347-nucleotide messenger RNA. RefSeq lists its product as hypothetical. Gene Ontology annotation, molecular function: magnesium ion binding; phosphopyruvate hydratase activity. Gene Ontology annotation, biological process: glycolytic process. The record is from RefSeq and is a predicted model, not a curated record. The transcript has a single exon. NCBI's taxonomy places the organism in Eukaryota, Pelagophyceae, Pelagomonadales, Pelagomonadaceae. Gene Ontology annotation, cellular component: phosphopyruvate hydratase complex. Bases 1 to 1347 code for a protein of 448 amino acids.